UUUCACGAGAUGACCCGUGUUUUUAUUUUAACACCUGGCCCCCCGGCGUAGGCUGAGGCUCCAGCAUCACAGCCAGUCAUUGAGCUCGGUGUGAGUUUCCGUCACGUAGCGGAGGUUACACCGAUGCUAGCUGCUGUUAGGAGGCUGUUCAGGGAGCUGAUUUCUGCGGCUGCACCUCCUGCUGGCACCUCGCUAACCAGCAGCAGUUAGCUUCCUGUGCACCAGCUUCAGUUGUUUCACCGGUGACAGCUGUCUCCUGCCUGGGUUUACUGCUCUCCUGGGGACUAUUAUGACUCAUAGCUAACCAGAGGCUAACCUGCUAGCUGCUGCUGGUAGAUGCUGCUAGUUGCUAGCCGCUGCUAGCCGCCGUGUGUCCGAUGGAGCUGCAGUGUUGUUCGGCCUGCCGAAGAUGACGGGCCGCCGGAGCCUCAACCAUGGACCCUGAGGAUGGGUGGACUAAAACAGUGUCUGCUCAGAAACCUGUGGACCCAACAGUUCUCGGCCAACACGAUGGAAGCCUCGCUUCCUGUCCAAAUCUAAUGAUGAGUAGGCGCGAGAACGGCGACGCGAGGCCGGCCCCUGUGGCCCUCACCCCCCAGCUACGUCCCAGGGUCCACCGGCCCCUGUGCGUGUCCGUGUCCUCCGACAGCAGCGGGAGGUUCAAAGCUCUGGAGACGCAGGAAUGGAAGAACAACCUCAAAGCUCAGAUGGAGCAGGCUCACAGUGGGGGAGCUGCCAGCAGCACGGGGUCCCUGGAGCGAGCAUCCCUGUUCUGUGUCUCAGCCUCCACCACAAACUGCAACUCCAGUCUGCCCAGCCCUGUGGAGAUCCUUAACAAGAGCAAAAUGUCCAGCCGCUUCUCGCUCUUCUCUCCACCUUGGAACAGCAGCUCAGAGUCGGACUCGACACCUCCAUCCCGCUCGGGCUCCAAGAAACUGCGGAACUACAGUAGGAGAGCCGUCACCAGGCCAGCAGGAGCCAGGGCCCCCGACACACCAGAGCCCAAAGCCAUAGGCCUGGAACAGUUCCAGUACUCUGAUCCUGUCAUUUCCAAAGUGACGGAUUACAUCUAUGUGGGUAACCUGAACGCUGCGUACAAUGGGCGUGCUCUGUGCCGCAACAACAUUGACAGCAUCAUCGACAUGAGCAGUGUGCCCGGAGAAACUGGCCACUGCCUCAGUCUCAUACCCUGCACCUGCUCACGUGGUGCCCGGCACAGCUGGUCCCGGCUUAAGGUGGACAUUGGGGACACGCCGGACAACAUGGGUGAAAGCCCGAUGCUCAAGGACUGCUGCUUUGAGGACAUCAACGAGUGCAUUAACGCCUCCACGGAGAAGAGGAAGCGUGUUCUCGUUCAUUGCCGGGAUGGGUUUUCUCUAGCACCAACGUGCAUCAUCCAGUACCUGAUGGUGAAGCAAAACAUGAGGCUGAUCAGUGCUUAUGAACUGCUGAGGGCCAAGUACCCUGUCAACAUCAAAGAGUGCCACCAGAACGUUCUGGUGAGCCUGGAGAGAGCCCUGCGGCCGGGUGGCGAUGUCGAUCCCAAGUGCUUCAAACAGGCGAUCUCACGCAAAGUGGCUUGGAACUGACUCAGUGCCACCAACCUUUUCUUUCUUUUCCAAAAGACAAACCAAAGGCAGCUGUACUUCUCUCUGUACACUGGGCCUCUGGAGUUGAUUUGUUCUCCUUUUUGGUUGAGUGGCUGUAGGACUUUAGUGUAAUUUUUUGUUGUAGUUGAUACCGUUUGUUUUGCAGAUCUGUGAAUGUGAUUAGGCUGUAAGUUUCCUUCUCAUCCUCUGUAAUGUAAAGCACCAUCUCACUUGGCUGAGACCAUUGGAGACUAGUUAGUGCAGUGGUUCUUAACCUGGGUUCGAUUGAACCCUAGGGGUUCGAUGAGCUGGUCUCAGGUGGAGCCUCUGCCGCGGAGGAGUAAAAUCGUGAUAACACGCCCCACUUGGCCAUCACUUGCUGCAGAGGAUCACGUGAGAUUGCUUGGCCAAUCAGUGCUGGCCCCAGAAAAGUAUUUUGUGGAUUCAAAACGACAAAAAA
This is a messenger RNA of Austrofundulus limnaeus, 2049 nucleotides long. RefSeq lists its product as uncharacterized. Gene Ontology annotation, molecular function: MAP kinase tyrosine phosphatase activity; protein tyrosine/threonine phosphatase activity; MAP kinase tyrosine/serine/threonine phosphatase activity. Gene Ontology annotation, cellular component: cytosol; cytoplasm. NCBI's taxonomy places the organism in Eukaryota, Metazoa, Chordata, Actinopteri, Cyprinodontiformes, Rivulidae. The record is from RefSeq and is a predicted model, not a curated record. Gene Ontology annotation, biological process: negative regulation of MAPK cascade; peptidyl-tyrosine dephosphorylation. The coding region runs from base 435 to 1589 and encodes 384 amino acids. The transcript is spliced from 3 exons.